Messenger RNA from Camellia sinensis, 2857 nucleotides. Its product is annotated as FT-interacting protein 3. The record is from RefSeq and is a predicted model, not a curated record. NCBI's taxonomy places the organism in Eukaryota, Viridiplantae, Streptophyta, Magnoliopsida, Ericales, Theaceae.
UAGUACACUCCCAAACUUUGAUAUUUACAUUUUCUUGUCUAUAUAAGUGCUCGUUCAAUCCCACAAAGUACACUAUGAGAAACCCAUGAUUUUUUUUAAUUUUUUUUUUUUAUCGUUUCUGUUCUUUCCCCAGCUGUUUGGGUGCUGAGAACAUGUGUGGAAACUGAAAGAAAACUGUUACUUGGGGUUUUUUCAUUCAUUGUGAUGCAAAGCUUUCAGAGAGGUGCCUAAUAUUUCUCUGCUACAAAUUCAUGAGAUUGUGACUUCAUGUGAGUGUUGUACAACAAAAGUCCCCUCUUUUUCAUUCACUUCAGUUUCCUCAGUGAAAACAAGAAGAAAAAGAAAAUGCAGCGACCUCCAGUACCAGGAGAGUUUGCUAUAAAGCAGACCGCCCCCAAAAUAGCCGGGGCAGGGGUCACUGGAGGAGACAAGCUAACGUGCGCGUAUGACCUUGUCGAGCAAAUGGAUUACCUUUAUGUUCGGGUUGUCAAAGCAAAAGAAUUACCUGCGAAAGAUGUGACCGGGGGUUGUGAUCCAUAUGUUGAAGUAAAGGUGGGUAACUACAAAGGAGUCACCCGGCAUUUUGAGAAAAAGUCCAACCCCGAAUGGAACCACGUCUUCGCUUUCUCCCAGGACCGGUUGCAAGCCUCUUUCCUGGAAGUUGUGGUGAAAGAUAAAGAUGUGGUGUUGGAUGAUUUCAUAGGAAAAAUUCAAUUUGAUCUCUCUGAAGUCCCUAAACGUGUGCCACCGGAUAGCCCAUUGGCGCCACAGUGGUAUAGACUUGAGGAUAGAAAGGGGGAUAAGAUAAAAUCAGGGGAGAUUAUGCUAGCGGUUUGGAAGGGGACUCAAGCGGACGAGGCGUUUCCUGAUGCAUGGCAUUCAGAUGCAGCAACUGUUAGUCGCGAAGGGGUUACGAAUAUCCGAGGGAAGGUAUACUUAGCCCCUAAGCUUUGGUAUGUUAGGGUUAAUGUGAUUGAAUGUCAAGAUUUGCUACCAAGUGACAAGGCUAGGCUGCCUGAAGUUUCGGUUAGGGUUACUCUCGGAAACCAAGUAGGGAGGACUAAAAUUCACUCGAAGACAGUUAAUCCGAUGUGGAAUGAGGAUUUGGUGUUUGUAACUGCCGAGCCAUUUGAGGAACCUUUGGUUAUAAAUGUGGAAGAUAGAGUUGGGUCCAACAAAGAUGAGAUUUUGGGGAGGUGUGUGAUUCCAUUGUCCAAUAUUCCAAGGAGGUUCGACAACAAGGCAGUGCCACCACGGUGGCAUAAUCUUGAGAAACACCAUAUUGUCGAGGGAGAGAAGAAAGAGACUAAAUUUGCAAGUAAGAUUCAUUUGCGGAUCUGUUUAGAAGGCGGGUACCACGUGCUUGAUGAAUCAACUCAAUACAGUAGUGAUGUCAGGCCUACCUCAAAGCAGUUGUGGAAGUCCAGCAUAGGGCUAUUGGAAUUGGGUAUCAUAAGUGCCACCGGUUUGUCGCCAAUGAAGUCGAGGGAUGGUUUAGGAACCACAGAUGCGUAUUGUGUGGCCAAGUACGGGCCUAAAUGGGUGCGAACAAGGACAAUCAUUGGCAGCACUGCUCCAAAAUGGAAUGAGCAGUACAGUUGGGAGGUUUAUGAUCCGUGCACUGUAAUCACAAUAGGCGUGUUUGACAACGGUCAUUGGCAAGGGGGUGGAAAAGAUACAAAAAUCGGGAAGGUCAGGAUUCGACUGUCGACACUCGAAACUGACCGUGUUUACACACACUCGUACCCUCUCAUUGUCCUUCAAACUUCCGGGGUGAAGAAAACAGGUGAGGUUCAGCUAGCAGUGAGGUUUUCGUGCACGUCUUUUGUCAACAUGUUGCACAAAUAUACACAACCAUUGUUGCCCAAAAUGCACUAUGUUCAUCCCUUGUCUAUAAGCCAGACCGAUAAUUUAAGGCACCAAGCAACACAACUAGUGUCGAUGAGGCUGAACAGGGCUGAGCCGCCACUUAAAAAGGAGGUUGUCGAGUAUAUGCUCGAUAUGGGUAUUCAUAUAUGGAGUGUGAGGAGGAGCAAAGCUAAUUUUUUCCGAAUCAUGAAUGUUCUAAGCGGUUUGAUCGCAGUUGGAAAAUGGUUUGAUCAAAUUUGCCACUGGAAAAACCCUCUCACAACCAUUCUAAUUCAUGUCCUUUUCGUCAUUCUGGUCCUUUACCCGGAACUGAUUCUCCCCACUAUUUUCCUCUACUUGUUCUUCAUUGGGAUUUGGCAAUACCGGUGGAAGCCACGUCACCCUCCUCACAUGGAUAUCCGACUAUCCCACGCUGAUGCAAUCGGUCCUGAUGAAUUAGACGAAGAAUUUGAUAGCUUUCCGACUAGUAAAGGAAGUGACGUGGUUAGGAUGAGGUAUGAUCGGCUGAGGAGUAUAGGAGGGAGGAUUCAGACCGUGGUCGGGGACUUGGCGACUCAAGGGGAGAGGCUUCAAUCUCUUAUUAGUUGGAGAGACCCGAGAGCCUCAGCUUUGUUUGUCACAUUAUGUUUGGUUAUGGCUUUCGUGCUUUACGUUACGCCUUUUCAAGCCGUGGCACUUGUGUUGGGAUUUUACAUGCUGAGGCAUCCAAGGUUUCGACACAAGCUUCCAUCGUUGCCUCUCAAUUUCUUUCGAAGAUUGCCUGCAAGGAAUGACUCAUUGUUAUAGGCACGAUUCGCCGAUUCUUCCAUAUGAAUUACUAUUAUUAUUAUUAUUAUUUUUUCCUUUUUUUUUGAGGGGAACAAGAAGCUUAAAGAAUGUGUAAUUUUUCUUCUCCUGUAUGCUGAUAAACUUUCUGUUUAUGUUCAAUGUUGUUUAUAUUUGAAUUCUGCUUUAAUUAUUGAAAUAAAUGUAUGUUGAUUUGUAGAUC